AUGACGCAGAUGAAUCCGCUUUCCGGCUCGUGCAUUCCCCAGCUUGAUGCUCCUCUGAUAGAGCUUUGUGCAAAGCUCCAUGGAGGUAUGCUCAAUUGCAGCCGCAGCCCGGGCAGCCGGCGUCUCCCACCAAUGUCGUGCGACCUGGGCAAGGCAGCUUUCAGCUGCAGCGCCCGGCCAAAUCCUGAGAGCAAAUCGAACUCUUUCAGUGGACUGGGAUUUUUUGUGACCUCCCAGGUGGGGAGCCUUGGUGCCUGCCUUAGAUACAACCUGCCUGGGACCUCUCAGCACCAAGUUGCGCCAGGUGCGAUGGACGGGACCCCUCAGGUGAUGAUGCAACAUGGCCAGGGGAUGAGGAGCCUGCUCGUGGUGAAGCGGACCGUGCCGGCCAACGCUUCCAUGGGACAUGGACCGUCUCGAGAGCAGGCGCUGCAGCAGCGCGUCGCGGAUUUGGAGGAGGCCCUGAGGGGCAAGGACCAGGAGAUCAAGGAGCUCCAAACGGCUCUUAGCCGGGCGGGUAUAAAGCUUCCUUCCAGCUUCGCCAAGAAGGCCAAAGCGCGAGAAAAGGUCGGCAGCGGCGGCUUUCGGAAAGUCUCGCAGUCGCAGCCUGCGGUGCCCUACGAAGCCAUUGACCAGGAGGAUCCGAUUGACCUCCGCCUGGAAGAGUUCUACAAUGGCACAGGUUCAGCGAUUCCGUUUCAGAGGAUUAACCGCGGAUUCUAUCGCUUUGGGGAGACCAUCCUGGAGCUGAAUAUCAUUAAUCAUAAGCUGAUGGCACGGACAGAGGACGGAUGGAAUCGAAGCAAGUUCGGUCCGAUCGAGAAGUUCCUCAUGUACUAUGAAAACAUUGAGAGGGAGAAGGCAGAGCUCAUCUGGGACGGAGAUUCCAAUGCCCCUGGGAGACCUGUGAAGCACAUCAGGCUUGGUGCCACGAACAACGGCAUCCCGCUCCCGGUGAAGAAUACCUUCAUCGACGUUCCCUCCGGCUUGACGCCCUCAGCCAUGAAGUUGGACACCCCGUACAAUCCACUUCUCACCGCGCCAGCUGACCUGAACCACGCGCCGGGCUUCCUGCAGAGGACUCUGGUAUCCGUUACUGGGGCUUUGCCCACACCAUCGCAAAGCAGUCCACAGGGUGGUUUGCUACCCAUCUCACCUGCAGCUGUGAUCCAUCGGCGUGUCAUGCAAUCGCCCGUGGCGACUCCUGUGACUCCUUCUCCAUCGGGUGCAAAAUGGGCAAAGUCUGCCGGUUGCAUGGGAGGAACGACAGCCAUCCCCGCUUGCGUUAUUGCUGCACCUUCGCCCACGAGAGCUUUGGCCAUCUCAAGCACUACGUGCACCACGGAGGCCACGCAGCAGGCAGAGCCACUGGAUGACGACGAGGAGGAUGACUCCGGAUCUGACCAGGUGGUCCCAGUGCACCUUCGCAAUCCCGAGGACGCGCCGAGGGCUCCGGCUGGAGCCAAACAUCCAUCGCUGGGCUCGGAGGGCCAUGAUGAGGGCGGCUGCAAGAGGUGCUGCUUCUUCCCGCGUGGACGCUGCACAAAUGGGUACAACUGUGAGUUCUGCCAUUACGAGCACGAGAAGAGGAAGCGAAAGAACAAGAAGAAGAUCAAGAAGAAGGAUGAUACACCAAUGGCUGGUGCCAUGUUCCAUUCCCUGGACUUGAGGCCGCCACAGAUGCCUCCUGCGCAGGUUCCUCCAGCACCUCUCGUUCUGUCGCAAGCUCUGCCAAUGCAGGCAUGCGUGCAAUCCUAUGCCGGCUACCCCCCUGAAGCGGACAGGCCUGUGAAACCACUUCUCAGCGUCCAACCUGUCCAAACAUACGCUGGACCGCCAGCUGAGCAGGCCGUUCCUGGCCAGCACAUCAUCUACGGGCCAACGGUUGGUGCAACGGAUGGACCGAUGCAAGCCGUUCCUACCAUUGUCAUGACGUCGCAGCCCAGCCAGCAGAUGCCAGCGCAACCUGUGGUGGCACAGCAGCACCUGCCUCCGCCACCAGCGCAGACAAUGCCUGCCCACAUGGUGCCAACAGCACCAGCACCUUUGCCCCCCCACACAGUACCCUCGAUGCAGACAAUGCCUCACACGGCACCUUCCAUCCCUCCAAUGCCCCAUGCAGCCCACACCCUGGCCCAAACGAUGCCGGCACAGCAGCUGCCGCCCGUGGGCACCUUGCCACCCCACAUUCCGCCGCACAUGGUGACACAUGCAACUGCACCCGCUGCAGCUUUCUCACCUUAUCAGUAUCCCUAUCAAGCAGCACCGCAUCACCAGGCUUAUGGCGGCGUGCUGGACCCGACUCCCCCGCCGCCGAUGCAGUCUCCGAAGCUCGGGCAGGCUGGCUUCCAGGCAUACAUGAUGCCUCCUCCCAUGGGUUCGCCUAGGCUGCCCAUGGACAUGAGACCGAUGUUGGGCAUGCAAGCUGCUGCGUAA
Molecule: messenger RNA, 2436 nt
Organism: Symbiodinium sp. CCMP2456
Lineage: Eukaryota; Dinophyceae; Suessiales; Symbiodiniaceae
Source: the annotation of a GenBank genome assembly